AUGUGAGUCCCCGAACUCCUUAUCUAUUACUAUCUUCCCACGAGGCAGUUAUCAUCGCCAAGAUAGCCAAAACGUGGGGAAAGGAGAUAGCAGCAUCAUGAUCAGGAUCGAGCAUGCAGGACGCUGUAAUUAAAUAUCUAGACAUUCCCUCCUUGUAGAAAUUCACUAUGGUAUCGCAAUCCGUUCUCUAUUUACACCAUGGACAACUCAAUCCGUUCCACCGAUGGUCCCGAUACCAUCGGUCCCGAUCCACACCCAAGAAAGACAUUCCGCCAUUACUUACAACGAGUCCGCAAUUCUUUAACCACAAGGGAAGGCUUGAUCGGCAACUAUGACUAUGCCUUUUUAUUCCGCCCUAAUCUUCCAUUCAUGGCGAAGACCGACACAUCCGCUCCUUUCUUCGGCGUCAACGAUCCCAUGCCUACAUUGCUCGCCCUGCUUCUUGGUCUCCAGCAUGCCCUCGCCAUGCUGGGAGGGAUUGUUACACCACCUAUUAUCAUAGCCAGUGCAAUCUAUCUCUCCGCCGAGCAGACCCAGUACCUAGUCUCAACCACGCUGAUUGUAUGCGGGCUGCUAAGUCUCAUACAAAUCACCCGGUUUCACAUUUAUAACACACCAUAUUACAUCGGCUCCGGCAUCCUCUCCCUGGCAGGCGUUUCGUUCACCAUCAUCACUGUGUCAAGUAGUGCCUUUGACCAAAUGUACAAAAAUGGAUUCUGCCCCUCCGCAGAAGACGGCACUCCGUUGCCUUGUCCUGAUGCCUAUGGUGCCUUAAUAGGAACAAGCGCCUGCUGCGCGCUGAUUUUAGUUCUGAUUUCCUUCAUGCCGGCCAAAAUGAUCCAGAAGGUCUUCCCGCCGAUCGUAACCGGUCCCACCGUCAUGUUGAUUGGAGUCUCACUUAUCCAAAGCGGAUUUAACGGAUGGCUCGGCGGUGCCGGAAUGUGUAUGUCCAGGCCGGAAUCGGGUCUAUUUAUGAAUUGUCCUAAUGUGAACGCACCGCAUGCUCUUCCAUGGGGAAGCGCCGAAUUUGUUGGUCUGGGAUUUUCGGUCUUUGUGACCAUACUGAUCUGUGAGAGGCUAGGGUCCCCGAUUAUGAAGUCUUCUUCAGUUAUCAUAGGGUUGCUGGUUGGGUGCAUUAUUGCGGCGGCGUGUGGGUAUUUUGACCGUUCCGGCAUUGAUGCUGCUCCAACAGCGUCAUUCAUCUGGGUACACACCUUCAAACUUCAAGUCUAUGGUCCCCUCGUCUUACCAUUACUCGCUGUCUACAUCAUCACCGCCUGUGAAGCCGUGGGUGAUAUAACAGCUACAUGCGACGUAUCACAGCUAGAAGUUCAGGGGACGAUAUUUGACUCGAGAAUCCAAGGCGGGCUUCUUGCAGACGGCUUCAAUAGCGUCCUCGCGGCCCUCAUGACGGUCACGCCGAUGACAACUUUCGCACAGAACAAUGGCGUUAUUGCGUUAACACGAUGCGCCAACCGAAAGGCAGGAUAUUUUUGCUGCUUCUUCCUCCUUGUAGCUGGUAUCUUCGCGAAAUUCGCCGCAGCUAUAGUAGCUAUCCCCUCAGCUGUCCUGGGCGGCAUGACAACCUUUCUUUUUGGCUCGGUCGCAGUCAGUGGUCUAGCGAUUGUGUCGAGGGUCCCCAUGAACCGCCGCAAUCGGUUUAUUCUAACUGCUGCACUGGCAUUAGGCUACGGCGCCACCCUCACCCCAACGUGGUUUUCAUACGUUUUCGGUGCAACAGACAAUAAAAGCUUGCGAGGAUUUUUAGAGGCCAUUGAACUGGUAUUGGAAACUGGAUUCGCUGUUACAGCCUUUAUAGCUAUGCUCUUAAGCUUAAUCAUGCCAGCGGAGGCGGAAGAUGUUAGAUAUUCUGCCGCUGUCUCGUCGAUAAAUAAAGUAGAGUAAAGUUUAUAACUUAAGUUAACUUAAUAGUAAUUAAUUAACGU
This is a messenger RNA of Pseudogymnoascus destructans, 1946 nucleotides long. RefSeq lists its product as uncharacterized. Gene Ontology annotation, molecular function: xanthine transmembrane transporter activity. Bases 199 to 1905 code for a protein of 568 amino acids. The transcript has 6 exons. NCBI's taxonomy places the organism in Eukaryota, Fungi, Ascomycota, Leotiomycetes, Thelebolales, Thelebolaceae. The record is from RefSeq and is a predicted model, not a curated record. Gene Ontology annotation, biological process: xanthine transport; transmembrane transport. Gene Ontology annotation, cellular component: fungal-type vacuole; membrane.